AUGUCAAAAACCAAAUUCAUCGAGAGUCCACCUAAGGCGGGUGUCAAAAUCAUCGGUUCCCAAUUAAUCCCAAAUUUGUCAACCCCACAACUUACUGAAUCGAGCAACGCUAGCCCGAACGCGGCAUAUAAUUUUUAUAGCAAUUUGGUGCGCUACCCACGAAAUAUGUCAAAGCAGCAAGAAGCAAUUGAAAUUAAUGACACCUGCAAUUCUGAAGUUGUGAUGAGUUUAAUUCUAGCACAAUUUUGUGCUACAGCGUCUCCGUGA
Molecule: messenger RNA, 267 nt
Organism: Ambispora leptoticha
Lineage: Eukaryota; Fungi; Glomeromycota; Glomeromycetes; Archaeosporales; Ambisporaceae
Source: the annotation of a GenBank genome assembly